UACCGGAAAUGUUCGGUUAAUGAAAUGUUUUGUUUUGUACAGACGAAGUUAGUUUUGAAAAAGGUUGUUUAAUUAAGAGCACACAGUGUGUUUUGUAGACGAUGUCCCAAUUUUAGAGUUAAAGUGUGUUUAAAUAUCCAAUACUUAUUUAUUUUUUUAAAGUAAAUUUCCACCUCACUGUUGAUAGCAUGCUAGCUCUGUGGUUAGCAUUGACCAAAUCUUGUCAAUACACUUGUUCUACUCAAUUUUUUGUGAUUUUGAAACAAUGCUGGGUUACUUGGCAGCGAGGAGGGCUGGUCUGGAUGACCCUCUUCGACUCAGGCGUGUGGAAUCGACGAGAAGGGUCCUAAGCCUGCAGCUGAAUGCGGACCGAGACAUGGACAGAAUCCACGCAAACGGUGUCAACACAAUUGACAUUGAACUAAUAGAAGGGAAAUACAUGUUGUCUGGAGGCGCCGAUGGAGUGAUUGUCAUCUAUGACCUGGAGAACUUCACUGGGAAACCACAGUACACCUGCAAAGCUGUUUCCACGGUUGGCAGGUCCAGCAAGUAUGUCCACAAAUUCAGCGUGGAGACGGUCCAGUGGUAUCCUUACGACACAGGCAUGUUUGUAUCCAGUUCCUUUGACAAGACGAUGAAGGUUUGGGACACUGAGACUCUGAAGCCCGCCGAAGUGUUUGAGUUUGAGGGCAACGUGUACAGUCACCACCUGUCCCCCAUUGCCAGGAAACACAGUCUCAUUGCAGUUGGCACCAAGAAUCCUAAAAUUCAGCUGUGUGACCUGAAGUCUGGUUCAAAGAUCCACGUACUGCAGGGUCACAAAGCCGAGGUCCUGUCUGUGCGAUGGUCACCAAGAUACGAACAUAUCCUAGCCACCGCCAGUGCUGACAGCAAAGUGAGAGUGUGGGAUGUACGUCGGGCAUCAGGUUGUCUGUUUACGCUGGACCAGCACAAUGGUGACAAGUCAAAAGCCGCCUCUGAAGCAGUGAACACGGCACACAAUGGCAGGGUGAACGGCCUGUGCUUUACCAGUGAUGGCCUAUACCUGCUCACAUCUGGGACUGAUGAUCGCAUGCGUUUGUGGAACAGCGGGACAGGGGAAAACACUCUGGUAAACUAUGGGAAAGUGAGCAACGAGAGCCGCAAGAGGCGACAGUUCACGGUGUCGCAGGGCUGCAGUCCAGAGUUUGUAUUUGUACCAUGCGGCAGCUCGGUGGCCGUAUACGGUCUCCACACUGGUGAGCUGGUCACCAUGCUGAGGGGUCAUUACAACCAUGUGGACUGCUGUGAGUUCCAUCCUGACCACCAGGAGCUGUACAGCGCAGGUAAAGAUGGUAACAUCCUGGCAUGGGUUCCAGUUCUGCGAAGCCCAGAUAUUGAGGAAGACGCAGAUAAGGGUGUCAAAUUAUCAGUGAAUCCCGCUUUUCAGGACGCAUGGAGCAGUGAUGAAGACUAAAGGCCCUUUCAAAGUCCUCUUGGUUUUCUUGGUUGUCGUCACAGAGCAGCAAGUGAGGACAGCAGAGUCCCGGUGCAAGCGUGCCCAUAAUUGAAAGCGCUUGUGUUGCAGCCUACCAGGAUGUAAAAAGGACGUUAUUAAUGCUGGCUGGUCUAGUGAUAUUAACAACCCUUUUUGAUGUCACCGUGACAUCACUAUCCAAUUUAUCAAUAGCAUGCCAAAAAGCAUUCCAUUGCUGUGCCCUCGGAAAAAGUUAUACAACUCUAUGAUAAUGAUGCUUCAAGGUUUCACCAAUGGGCUGUGAUUUGACUUGAUUAUGGUCCUAGCAAACUGGUGGAUUCAAGGACUACUGAAAUCCUUGUGAAACAGCAAUCCUCACAUCAUGACGUAUUUUGGGAUAGUGUCUGAUUGACUUGAUAUUUAAAGUGUUUGGACAGUGAGAGGACUGUUAUGCAUAUGUGAACUGUCAAGUCUUUACUUGCGUUUUUAUUACACGUUUUUCCGCCGCCACCCGUAAAUCCAAGAAUGAGAGUGAACCUUGAAUUUUUAAAGCAACGAUAGUCUUUUGUCAUUCUAUCUACAAAUUAGCAUCUUUGUGUAUGUUGGGGGCCUUUAUGCUGAAACUUACAGCGGGACAAGAAUGAUACCGAGCAAUGCCUUGCCCUGAUGCCCUUGAACACAUUAGCAUUUUAUUUAAAGGUGUAAUGUAUUAUUAUUUUUUAAGUGUGUUCUUUAAAAAAAAAAAUCAUUUAAAUUUGAAAAACUUUUUAUUUUUAUGCAGUAUAUCCUCCAAACACUGCUGCGAUUGACUGUCAACCAGUUCGUCCCUGCCCAUAGUUAGCUGCAACCUGUGAGGAUAAGUGGUUAAUAAGAUUAAAGAAAAAAUGAAAUACUGCAGUUUUUGUUUAAAAAAAAAAAAAAAAAAAAAAAAAAAGUUGAUUUUUUUUUCUCGAUCAACUUGUAAAUAAAACUUACAAACUUUACAAAAACUAUGAAUUUGGGGGACAUUAUUACAUUUUGAAUACUCUAAUAGAAAAAACAAUUCUUUUUAAUAUAUACAUCCAUAUAUACUGUGUGUAUAUAUAUAUAUAUUUAUAUUUCAAAUCUUUCCUGCUGUAGCCUUGUGCUUAUGCCGAUUACACUCGGAUCUGACACAAACUAGCUACAACAAGUUAAAGACCUUGAGUCACACAUAAGAAAACAACAUAGGAUAUAAGGAAAUAACAAAGAAAGAGAAACCCUGCUGAGGUUGUCUCCACAGUGCUGUGUAUCAAGUCUUGUGACCUUAAACAACUCAUCACACAACUCACUUUCCUCAGGUUUGAGAUAGAGUAUCACAUUGGGCCAAAGUUGUGAUAUUUCAAGUCAGCCUGCAUUUUUCCAUUUGAGAAGAAUCAAGCACUGUUUCAGCAAAGCCAAAAAGGGUAAUAAUUACCCCUGACUACCAACCGAUUAUCCUAAACUGUCCAAACUACAGCCCGCUGCCGAGUUUUUGUUGGCCCGCAGCAAGAUAGGAAAAUAUAAUUGAAUAUGGCCUACACAAAAAGCUUGAAUUCAGCUUACUUUCUGUUACAAGACUCUGCUUUAACACUAAAUUAAGCUAGUCACUUGAUCUGAUCAGUGCCUCUCCAUUAGCUGGGGUCAAAACCUUACAACAUGUUGAUAUCAAUGUGGAAAACAGAAAAUUCAGUAUUUUAUUUUCUUUAAAAAAAAAAAAAAAUACAGCCAAUGUGAUCAUGGGAACUGUCUUGGUUGUGAUUUAGUGAUAAAUACAGGGCGAUUCAAAAAGAAUGUGCCAAAAUCAUCACGCAUUUAUUCAUUUUAAAAUCACUGCAAUAGACUGAAUUAUUAAUUAAUAAAAUUAAUUAAUAAUUUAAUAAGAAUUAAAAGUCUUUUUAACAAGUAAAUAAUUUUAACAAAUCAAAAGUUAUAUCGGUUUGAUGUUGUCCGUGCCGCUGGAGGCGGUCACAUUAAGCACUUGUAAAGCAUGAAAUAAAAACUUGGAAGUUAUAUGCAAUCCUUGUAUCCAGCUAGUUAUUGUUUUUUUUUAUAUAUAUACCACAAUGGUUUUGGGACAUUCUUUUCUUUUUGAAUCAACCUGUAUAAUGUAAAACGUUAUAUAUAUAAAUAUAUAUGUAUAUAUGUACAUAUAUAUAUAUGUGCAUAUAUAUAUGUAUGUACAUAUAUAUGUGUGUGUGUAUAUGUAUAUAUAUAUGUGUGUGUGUGUGUGU
Messenger RNA from Corythoichthys intestinalis (scribbled pipefish), 3687 nucleotides. RefSeq names its product excision repair cross-complementation group 8 (gene ercc8). The record is from RefSeq and is a predicted model, not a curated record. Gene Ontology annotation, cellular component: nucleotide-excision repair complex; Cul4A-RING E3 ubiquitin ligase complex. The transcript has 12 exons. Bases 266 to 1456 code for a protein of 396 amino acids. Gene Ontology annotation, biological process: proteasome-mediated ubiquitin-dependent protein catabolic process; protein polyubiquitination; transcription-coupled nucleotide-excision repair. Gene Ontology annotation, molecular function: protein binding. NCBI's taxonomy places the organism in Eukaryota, Metazoa, Chordata, Actinopteri, Syngnathiformes, Syngnathidae.